This is a messenger RNA of Microthlaspi erraticum, 789 nucleotides long. Lineage: Eukaryota; Viridiplantae; Streptophyta; Magnoliopsida; Brassicales; Brassicaceae. The record is from the annotation of a GenBank genome assembly.
AUGAGAUUAAGCUCGAGAGAGGAGGACAUGGGGAUAAAACAAGAAGACAAUGAUCAUUACAAAGCGAGAUAUUCUCUGUCUUCGUUGAGGCAAAAUCCAAGGAUCGUGAGAGUCUCGAGAACAUCCGGAGGCAAAGACAGACACAGCAAAGUGUGCACAGUUCGUGGUCUUCGAGACAGGAGGAUAAGACUGUCGGUGAUAACAGCAGUUCAGGUUUACGACCUUCAACAUCGAUUAGGGCUGAGUCAGCCUAGCAAAGUCAUUGAUUGGCUCUUAGAAGCUGCCAAAAACGACGUCGAUUUGCUUCCUCCUUUGGAAUUCCCACAUGGUUUUCACCCUAGUCUCACCGCCGGCGCGGGAGAAUCUUUUCCAGGGAUCUUCGAAAGUUUCGAUCUUGGAAGUUUCUCUUCCAGAAGUACUGAUCAUACACUCCAGAGAGAUAGUUUGGAUCUUGAGAAAGGAAAAUGGGUUAGUUUCGAUCAAAGCAGUAGCUGUGAUCAUCACUAUUUCUCGAAUUCAAGCCAAAGUAACAAACUUUGUUAUCCUACUCCGUUGGCGUACAAUAGCAGCAGCUUUUAUCAUUACAACCUCGGACACCUCCAACAGUCACUACUGGACAAAUCUGGUGAUGACGUUACUGUCGCAUUUCCCAAUGAUAAUCUCAAUCCGCCAGCGGCGGAAACUAUGAACUCUCUAUUUCCGAGGUACUCUUCGUUUCUUAGUAGUGGUCAACUUCAACUCUUUAGCUCCAACUCCAACUCGUCGAAGCAAACAGAUCAUGGUGAGUAA